UGUGGAAUUUUAGUUAUGAAUUUUAAAAAUUUGUUAGUUCAAAGAUACUUUGAUAUAGUAUAUUCUAAGUAUGUUUUUACAUCUGUCUCAUCUUUUAGAGCAAGAUUUGAAUCAGUUAUUGGCCCAGUAUUACAACAGUGUAAGCAGCCAAUAGAGGAAGCUCUUUUUCAGGCAGGUCUAGGAAAGAAUGACAUCUCCAAAGUAAUCCUUUGUGGAGGUUCGGCAAAGGUGCCAAGAAUUCAGCAGUUAGUUUCAGAUGCAUUCCCGGAUGCUGAAGUAUUAAAUACUAUUUCACCUGAUGAAGUUAUUGCAGUAGGAGCAGCUGUUGAGGCUGCUCUUCUGUUAGGAAAAGACAUCAAGGAAAGUCCUGAACUUAGUAGUCAUAUUCUAGCUGUGCAGAAUACACUCUAUAUAAAGUCUCUUGGAAGUGAUGGUGAAGAUUUAUUAGUCCCUAUUAUUCUUUCGGGCACUCCUGUUCCCACCAGGUGGCAAGACAGCUUCCAUUUACCAGAAGGUCAAGACAGUGUUUGUUUAGAAUUUUUUAAAGGAUAUCAAGAUGACAUGAAACAAACAGUUUUGUUAGCUAAGUUGAUAAUGAAGGAAAUACCAGAUGGAAUUCUUUUGGUUUCUUGUCAUAUCAGAAGGUAUGUAGUAUUUGUGAAACAUUAUUUUUCUCUCAUUUUGAGCAAGUAAAAUGAUUGUAUUAUAUUUUUC
This is a messenger RNA of Limulus polyphemus (Atlantic horseshoe crab), 714 nucleotides long. RefSeq names its product heat shock 70 kDa protein 14-like. Bases 16 to 693 code for a protein of 225 amino acids. NCBI's taxonomy places the organism in Eukaryota, Metazoa, Arthropoda, Merostomata, Xiphosura, Limulidae. The record is from RefSeq and is a predicted model, not a curated record. Gene Ontology annotation, cellular component: cytoplasm; ribosome. Gene Ontology annotation, biological process: protein refolding; cellular response to unfolded protein. Gene Ontology annotation, molecular function: misfolded protein binding; ATP binding; ATP hydrolysis activity. The transcript is spliced from 5 exons.